Aspergillus calidoustus is the source of this 2109-nucleotide messenger RNA. The record is from the annotation of a GenBank genome assembly. Lineage: Eukaryota; Fungi; Ascomycota; Eurotiomycetes; Eurotiales; Aspergillaceae.
AUGGAUGCUCUAAAGCAACUUCAUACGUCUAUUUCCGGCACAUUUGAGAAAUGCUUCAAUGAUACCUACAAGAAGCUCAAUGCAGAGCUCGCCGCGUACGACGCGCGCGUACACGAUGCGGAAGAGAGAGCAAAAGCUGCAGAUGAAGCUCGCCGCGAGUUGAGAUUUGAAACGAAAGUUCUGAGAGAAGAAUUGUCUUUACUGCGAGGGAAAACGCGUACAACUGGCUUCGAUUCGACCGGCAAUGGACCUAUAACGAGAUCGCUUGAACUAGACGAGAUAUUCGAACCAAGUCUCGUUCUGGGCGACGUCGACGCUUCCGAUUUCAGCGCUGAGAGAUUCAAAACAAUCAGCGACAGAUAUUUGCAGCUGUAUGGACAAGCUGGAAUGUUUUUGGAGGCCUCGCUGGCUCUCAGGGCACAGGUGAAAAGCCACAAAAGAAAGCUGGAGCGCCUGCAAAGCUUCUUUGCCCGCUCAGAGUUUACCCUCACCUUCGGCGAUCAAGUCGUCAAAUUUCAACGUGUCGAGCAAAAGCCAGCAGAGACGACAACGCUGCUCGAGGUAGCCGACCCUAAUGCGAACACAGAGGCGCCAACUAAAAAGCCAGUCCUUCCCACUGCAUCCGAUGGAGGCAGCAUUAUCGAGGAUGAACAAGAACAAGGAGGCGAGAGACAGAUCCUCAUAGGGGAUUCGCGGCAGGACCCUAUACACUCAGACGCUUCAACUGUCGAAUUGCCGCCUGUUCCCCUUGCGCCUCGGAGUACUCAAAAAUCUGGAACGUUAAAGCGGAGGUAUUCGGGGGACCAACCAGCUCUCAAACAUGGCUCGUCUCCCAGGAGUGCAAACAAAGGUGGCCUGGGACAUCCCAUCAUUGUCAAAAGCGAAACCAUGUCCUCCAGCCCUGUCAUGACUUAUCCUUCGCAUACAUCGCACACAGGGCCGACAGGGACGCAAGACUUAGACGAUAUCGGCGAUACUGUUGUUACCCCGACAAAAAGAAUUCGAUGUCGUGAAGAGCCAAGCUUUCGAUCAUUGAGCGCUGAGUCUCAACCUCCUAACAUGAAAACAUCGUCGGCUCCGUUCCUCACGCAGCAUAGUCGGAUGAAUGGGAGAAAUGGGUCAGGGGUGCUUCAACCGGUCGACGGCAACCUACGAACCCCAAGCGGUCUCUAUCAGACACUAAACAAGGGGCGGAAAAUGGAACCCGGCAGCAUGAAGAGGUUAUCAGCGCUAACAGAAGACGGUGAUGAAACUUGCCCUUUGGCAUUCACCAGGAAAGCAGGAACCAGAACACCAGAAAACAGCCCGUACUUUCAAAUCCGGUCAAUUGGCAACCGAUUAACCAAUCUGCUUGAUCAACCGUCGCCGUCGAGCAGAAGUCUACAGCCCAAGCCGGCUGCCGACAAACCUACUCGAAGGCGCACGCGCUCCCCCGAGAAAGGUAGCUCUACGGCUAACCGUAGCGAAUCAGAUACUACAUCUGCAACCACACCAGCUACCUCGGAACAAUCACGAACCAAUUCAAAACUGAGCGUGCGUCAGCCUCGCAGCGCAAGUCCAAUAAAAAUAGCGCCCGAGGAUGAGCCCUACAGAGCCCGACCGCUCAAUCGACUUGCUCUUGAUCAUUUCAAAAUAAAUCCAGAUCGCAACCAGGGGCUGGAUUUUGCCUAUGACGAAGUGGUUCGGAAAAGGGACGAACGCAAAUGUAUGGGUGGCUGCACCCGUCCAGGUUGCUGUGGAGAUAAGUUCCGUGCCAUGGCGCGGUUUGGCAUUUCCACAGUCGCAUCUGGGAGACAAAUCAGCGACGAGGAGAUUCUAGAAGAGUUCUUAGGCGAAGGCGAACACACCAUCGAGGAUCUUAGCACGGAACAACGUCGAGACCUGCUGGAGCAAGCCAAGACCAAGUUCUUUUCUGACCGUUUCGGACGACAUAGGCAUCAGCAUCACCGCUCAGGCACGCCCCCGGGCUUCUGGCGCACCGAUAUGCCUGGUACGCAGGAAUUGGAGGAGGACCGUGAGCAGGCGCAUAGAUUUGAGAGGGAAAAGGUAGAGGAGCGGUACAGAGAAGCAAUGCGCUUAGGUGGUCGAUGGAUGUUUGCGGACGAGUGA